CAUUUCGUGUGAUCUCACUGUCUCCCGCCCUCUCCGAAUCUCCUCCACAUCUUAUAUCGCAUCCCCUCCGCCUCUCCCUUUCUCUCUCAGAUACAUCCUCUUCCUUCUCCCUCCAACCCACUCUGCUUUCAUCUACUAUGGCCGCCGCCGCCGCCGUCAUUCUCGAGCCGCUGGCGGUCCUUUGCCCUUCCCGCGGCGUUGCCUUGGCCUCCGCUCGUUCUCCUCGCACCUCUCGUCGGUCGGGGCUCCUCCUCCCCCGGUUUAGCGGCCUGAGGUGCUCUCCGCUUCCCUCGAGGGUCAGGGCGGCCGCGCCGGCCCGACCGAGGGCCGUCGGGAGUGGAGCCGUGGUCUGCGAAGCGCAGGACACGGCGGUUCAGCUUCCAGAAGUGGGUAAGGCGACAUGGCAGUCGCUCGUCCUGGACUCGGAUAUCCCAGUUCUAGUUGACUUUUGGGCCCCAUGGUGUGGGCCAUGUCGAAUGAUUGAGCCACUUGUUAUCAAAUUGUCGAAGGUUUACGAAGGAAAGCUGAAGUGCUACAAGCUCAACACUGACGAAAACCCGGAUAUAGCCUCUCAAUAUGGGAUUCGAAGCAUCCCCACUAUGAUGAUCUUCAAGAAUGGUGAGAAGAAAGAUGCUGUAAUUGGGGCGGUGCCAGAAAGUACUUUGAUCACAUCUAUCGAAAAGUUCAUCUGAGUUUCGAGUGUAUUCCUCCAACAAGGAGAUGAACUUGUUUCAGUAAUCUUUUUGAAGUUUGGGAAGGCCAUUUAUGUAUGUAAAUCAACAUUAUCUUUGCCUUUAGCUAUCUCCCAAGUGUACUGUGUAUAUUUUGUUGGAAGGAGUUAGCAGUACUUGUCAUCCUUUUCAUGUAAUUGCAAUGCCUACUGCUGAUAUUUGAGUC
Messenger RNA from Musa acuminata AAA Group (dessert banana), 897 nucleotides. RefSeq lists its product as uncharacterized. Gene Ontology annotation, cellular component: cytoplasm. The transcript is spliced from 2 exons. Gene Ontology annotation, molecular function: protein-disulfide reductase activity. Lineage: Eukaryota; Viridiplantae; Streptophyta; Magnoliopsida; Zingiberales; Musaceae. The record is from RefSeq and is a predicted model, not a curated record. The coding region runs from base 138 to 692 and encodes 184 amino acids.